This is a messenger RNA of Exophiala spinifera, 867 nucleotides long. RefSeq lists its product as uncharacterized. The transcript has a single exon. The record is from RefSeq and is a predicted model, not a curated record. Gene Ontology annotation, molecular function: oxidoreductase activity, acting on the CH-OH group of donors, NAD or NADP as acceptor. NCBI's taxonomy places the organism in Eukaryota, Fungi, Ascomycota, Eurotiomycetes, Chaetothyriales, Herpotrichiellaceae. The coding region runs from base 1 to 867 and encodes 288 amino acids.
AUGUCAGCACAACCGUCCGGGCGGCUCAAGGACCGCAUCGCCAUCGUUACAGGCAGUAGUUCCGGGCUAGGGCAAGCGAUCAGCCUCGCGUUCGCGGCCCAAGGCGCCUCGGUGUUCUGUAUAGAUCUGUACCCGAGCCCGCGCAACGGCUUCAACGCGACGACGCAGCGGGCCGACGACUUUCACGUCCGCGUGUCCGGGCAGCCCGGCACGCACGAGCUCAUCCGCCAGCAGGGCGGCGAGGCGACGUACCACAAGGCCGACGUGAGGCGGGCACGGGACGUCGAGCUGGCGGUGCGCGCGUGCGUCCAGCGCUACAAGAGAGUGGACAUCAUGGUCAACAACGCCGGGGUGAGCGUCGAGUCGACGCACGUGCGGCCGCUGCGCUGCCACGAGACGAGCGAGGAGGACUUUGACAAGACGCUCGCCAUCAACGCCAAGGGCAUGUUUCUCGGGUGCAAGUACGCCCUGAAGCAGAUGAUCGACGGCCAGGACCAGGUCUACGCCGCGAGGGGCUGGAUCAUCAACACCGCCAGCGUCCAGGGCCUCGUGCCUUACUACGGCACCCCGAGCUAUUGCGCGAGCAAAGGCGCCGCCGUCAUGUUGACCAAGCAGGUCGCCUUGGACUAUGCGAAGGACCUGAUCCACUGUAACGCCCUGUGCCCGGGGUUCUUGGAAACGAGCAUGACCCAGAAUCUGCAGGGUCAGGUGGACGUGCUGGAGGAGAUCAGUGGCAAGCAUCCGUUUGGCGGACGGCUGGGCAAGGUCGAGGAUGUGGCGAAGGCCGCAGUGUUCCUCGCCACUGACGAUGCUGCGUGGAUUACGGGCGUACCGUUGCCAGUCGACGGUGGGUAUCUGUUAAGAUGA